AUGAAUCGCCAAUUCAUCCUUGAAGUUAUCAAGGAAGCUCACGUACCAAAUUCGGCGAAAAAGAAGUAUUUGUCACACCAAUUGAACCAUCUUUUAACAGCACCAAGCAGCGAUGUUGGUGCCAAGUCCUACACGUUCGACGAGGUUAUUCAGGAUCAAGAGAAAGUCGCAGAGGGCUCCAGAAAAAAUGACGAUAGGGUUGCCAUUUUAAGUGACGUUAUUCAUGUGAUGAUUAGUGAACCCAUGCUACCCGAGGAUGUCUUUCAAGCAUUAUCAACAUCAAUUAGAAAUGGCAGCCGAAACUGGGACAACAUUCUCUUCUUGAUCACUGCUUGGAUAGGGAGGCUGGAAUUCGAGGCGGCUUCCGUGUUGAAAAAGAUGAUCAACAUUCUAAUGCGAGAAUGCGUCCAAUCUCAGAACGAAGAGCUCGUUUCCCUUGCCUUCAUUCUGGCCCGACACUGCUCCCUCGUUGCUCCUACCACGCCCAAGAUUUUCCCACGCUAUCAAAUCUGGUACUCGGAAACGUUUAGCGAGCCAUAGUCACCUGCCAAAGAUGUGGACACGUUCACCUUCCUCUCCAGUUUACUCGCUCGAUGGAAUCCGUUCGAACCCAGUUGUUUUCUCCAAACGCAGGCAAUCUUUCGACCUUUCAUCCCAAAGACAGAGGAAUGCAGAGCUAUGUGGAAGUUGUAUGAGGACCU
Messenger RNA from Folsomia candida, 701 nucleotides. RefSeq lists its product as uncharacterized. The record is from RefSeq and is a predicted model, not a curated record. NCBI's taxonomy places the organism in Eukaryota, Metazoa, Arthropoda, Collembola, Entomobryomorpha, Isotomidae. Bases 1 to 540 code for a protein of 179 amino acids. The transcript has 3 exons.